Molecule: messenger RNA, 1593 nt
Organism: Topomyia yanbarensis
Lineage: Eukaryota; Metazoa; Arthropoda; Insecta; Diptera; Culicidae
Exons: 2
Coding region: 168-1340 (390 amino acids)
Source: RefSeq, a predicted model, not a curated record
AAUCUGGCAUCUCUGGUUGGGACUGCUUCUGAGCUGGAUUUACUGGAGCGUCAUUUCGGUUUUUUUUGCCGUUGUCCACAAGAAAAGAUCGACGCUGAUUAUUUCGACGGUUGUUUCCACCUUAUUUGAAGUGUUUCAAUAUCAAAGUAAAUAACUAUUUAUUUCCAAUGUCGGAACCGGAUUUUAGCAACCCAACUUUGAUGGACGACCUGAAGCAGGAAUAUGAGGAUUCAUUCGACAACGAUGGACAACCAAUCCAAGAUUAUUGCGACGAUGGGGUUGAACAGGAGGAUGAUAACCAAGCUGGCAGUUCUUUUAAUGAUUCCACUGCCCUGGCUAGCACUUCGACAGAGUAUCAAAUGCAGCGAAAAUAUACAUUGCAGGAUUUGCAUCCUACAUUGAAGGAUCCUCGCUGUGACCCGAACUGGCCGCUGGCGAAUCUCUGGCCCGUGUUUGUGAGCAAUUUUCGCUGUGCUGAUGUCACGAAGCUAGAUUUUUCACUUCGGAGAUUCUUUGCCUCCAAAGGGCUGUUCGUACGCUGGUGGUUUCAACAAACGGAUGACUAUUAUCGGGAGUUCCAGACACGUGCUGGAUUGUAUGACAUGUUAGUGUAUUUCGUUUCAGAAAAGGACGCCCAACUGGCUAUUGAACGAUGUAAUCGGACCAUAUUCGAAGCCUACACGCUAAAUGUGUUGGACGGGCGUGAACCAGUCUACUUUCCAGCGGAUCGUACCAUUUACUUUAAAAAUAUGAAAUCAGGUUUUGUGUUCAGCCAACAAUUUUUCGAGAAGCACAUGGCCCGCUACGGUCAUGUUGUGUGCGCAGUAAAAUAUGACAUUAAAACCGGAGCGGUAGAAUACCGCGGUACGCAAGGUAAGCACAAGGCUCGAAAUGCCCAGCGCUUAUGGAAUGCAGUUCCUGUGCCCAACGAUUUAAAGAAACAGCGAUAUCUGGAAGAUGAUUUGCGACAUAAUAUUCAACAGUGUCUUCAAAACUAUCCCGAUGUACUUAAAGUGAACGAGAAUGAUGCAGUAACACGCUGGGCACUAGGUGACCCCAAUGAAUCUUUGCUACUACAAUCACACAACACUGGUCGACAAUACGUUGCUAAACCGCUACGAAGAGGACCAACAAAAUCCCAAACCAUAAAGAUUCAGAGUAGAAAUGAUAAAAAAGCGCAACGUAGAAUCUAUGAAGAUUUACGCGCCGGUGUGCAGCCGAGAUGUUACCAGAAAGCAAAGACCGCCAAAAAACGAUUUCGCAAAAUGCUUGAAGCGGCCAAGCAAGAAAUGGGAAUGAAUACUGGUUCUCCAACAGGACCUUAUGAGUUCUGCCUAUAAUUCAGUCAAGGAUGUACAUCACUAAAUGGAAGAAACAUCAUAUUUUGCAUAUUAUAUAUUGUUAAAUGUCGGUUUGUUUAAAUUUCUCAGAGAGGAUCUAUUGGAAAGUAUCCUCGAGCCAAUUUAUGUAUAAAUUCAUUAUACAUGGCGUUUUUUGAACAGCAUAAUUUAAAAAAAAACAUGCUUCUAUUUGAAUUCAACAGAAUUAUAUUCAAGCCGUUUUCAUUCAUCCACGAUUUGUUUUGUUUAAAAU